This is a messenger RNA of Strongylocentrotus purpuratus (purple sea urchin), 2300 nucleotides long. RefSeq names its product methylmalonic aciduria and homocystinuria type C protein homolog (gene mmachc). Gene Ontology annotation, cellular component: cytoplasm. NCBI's taxonomy places the organism in Eukaryota, Metazoa, Echinodermata, Echinoidea, Camarodonta, Strongylocentrotidae. Gene Ontology annotation, biological process: cobalamin metabolic process. The record is from RefSeq and is a predicted model, not a curated record. Gene Ontology annotation, molecular function: FAD binding; demethylase activity; cyanocobalamin reductase (cyanide-eliminating) (NADP+) activity. Bases 68 to 838 code for a protein of 256 amino acids. The transcript is spliced from 4 exons.
UCACAUGACAUGUCACAUGAUCAUGAGACACAGUGUCCAAAAAUCAUGAAAUUUCUUGAUUGAUGGAAUGGAAUCUAUUACCGAAAAACUCCGGAAUACUCUGGAACCAAGUGGUUUUGAGAUUCACCCUUUUAAGGUUGGAUGGUAUAAUGAGAAGGUGAAAGCUGUCUUCCAUCUGUCAUAUCCCGAGGAUACUUUGGCCUUUUGUAUCCUCAGCUCGCCCUCUAUGUUCGACAAGGCCUUUUUGCCAUUUGUUGAAAGACUGAAAUGCCAGAGUGUGAUCGAGAACAGAGACCCCAUUGACUCAUGUGUAGCAGAGCAACUCCUAAGAGCCAAAGAGGCUUUAAAACCAGACCAUGAAGUGGACAUAAUCCAGGACUUUGAGAUGCAUCCCGUGACCAGGAGACCUAAACUCUUGGUCCAAACAGCAGGCCAUGUGUCCGGAGCUGCAUUCUACUACAAGAGAGAUAAUGUCUGCAAUGGUCCUUGGGAUGCAAAGAAGAAAAUCUAUGGAGUCAGCAUCCAUCCUAGGUAUGGCGGCUGGUUUGCCUUUCGAGGCGCCAUCAUCUUCAAGGACACCAUAUGCAGCGACCUACGACAAGCGGCUCCUGACCAGCCUCUGACAACCGAUGAAGAUAUCAUUGACCUUUUAGAGAAGUUCAACUUCCAUUGGAAAGACAAUACAUUCAGGGAUGUGAUACCUGCCCAGGAUAAGUAUUCACCGGAGCAGAUUUGCUACUGGAACACCGCACCUUCCAAACGUUUCGCCUUGCUUGGGAUCGAGGAUAAGGUGGAAUCGAUAUCCAGCUUCCAAGACCUUCAUGAAAACAUCUUUUAAGCUUGAAAUGUCUUCUCAUUUUGUAAUGGAUGCGUUUACUUUAUGGAUUUUUUUUACUUGGCUGAGCAUACUCAAAUGAAAUGAAUAUUUUGUGCAAUAAAUUCUAUUCACGAUGUAGUCACGUAAGUGCCCUUUUUUACAAAUAUUUAUAAGGAAGACAAGAAAUUAUGAUGGAAUAAAUAUUGAUGUAUUUAGACCGUUGCUGUUUAUGUCAUCCAAGACGCAAGUUUGCAGCAGUUUGCUUUAAUUACAUCAUAUAUCAACACAAAAAUACAAAUUAUGUGAACACUCUUGUUUGUGUAAAAAAUGGAAAUACAGCUAAUUUACCAUUAAAUGGGAGCCCCAAAUUUGCCAAAAGUUGAAUCGCAAAAUUUCACUUCAAUUUUAUAAUGAUACGAAAGAGGAUGGCAUUAGGCACACACUCCUGCAAAGAUUUUUCAACAAAAAAAACGUCUUUGAAGUCGAAUAUUGAUUAAACAAUACAAAAUUUGGGUUUUCUGUUCGUAUCAUUAUACAAUUUAAGUGAAAUUUGGCCACAACAUUUUGGGGGCUCCCAACACUUAAGAGGGGCUUUAAGCUAUUACACAAAACAUGUACUGAAGACACACAAAAUGAGAGAGAAAGGGAGAGAGAGAGAGAGAGAGAGAGAGGAGGGGUAGAGUAGAGGAGAGAAAAGUGUAGAGUUUCUAUUAAAAUGAAAAUGUGUACAAUACAAAAUAAUUAUAUACUAGUAACAGAGAAUAUCAAUCAAUGUGUUUGCAGGUGGAUCGUGUUCUCAUUUAAUAAUUAUAAUUAACCAACUACUCCAUGGCAUUCUAAAGAAUUGCCCAUGGUCCAGCAUUUCCUCCAGUGACGUUUACACUUUUGAUUUGUCCAGGAUAAUGGUUAGGGAUUGGGCAACAAAUUUGGUUUUGGAGGCUUUGUAUUUAGGCAUGGGUAAGGUAGCAUGUUGAGCCAAGAGUUGAAGGAAGACAAAAGUUUCUAGAAUUGACCGUGGCACAAUUUUUGAUGGCAUAUAUGGCAUACUAAUAAGUCACCAGCAGUGAUUUCAUUGAAAUUUCACAUUACGAACAUACACAGAAAACUGUCCAUCUUCAGAUUUCCAAUAUUCUUUUCUUCUCAUUUCGAAUUAUCAGUGAAUCAUUACAAGUAUUUCAAAACAUUUGUGAAUACACAACGGUUGUUUAAUAUGCUUUCAGUAUCACAUCAGUCACUCCAUUAUAACUAUUGCAAAUCAUAUUCAGCAAAUACAUGUAUUUCUAUUCUUAAAUAUAUUAAUUACAAAAUAAUUCUCAUUUUUUAAAGGUAUGUACAGGACCUUUACAUGAAAUCUAUUAAUUCACAUAUGGAUACAUAUUAGUACAGUAAAAUGAAGAACAAUAUUGUUAUUUUAUAUGAUGACUGAACAUAAGGAUGGUAGAAUACCAAAAUUGCAAUGCAAAAUAAAGGUGUGUUAAUAGUA